CUCGCUUGGAUAAAGACGAGUUAGCAUACUUCACUCAGGUGAGAGAAAAGUUGGUUUUUAGUACUGUCGUAAAAAGGUUAGCUAUAUUUGACCGUGAAAAGCUUGAGAAGAAAGCAAGAUUGUUUUGAGAAUCAAUGGCGAAAUCAGGUGUCAUUAGAUUACCAUGGAUUUCGGCUUUGGUAUUGAUAGUGGCGUUAUUAGACGGCGUCCUCGGAGGCAACCAUAGCGGUGGCAACGUAACUUACGACGAGAGAUCGUUGAUCAUCAAUGGUGAACACAAACUUCUCUUCUCUGGUUCUAUUCACUAUCCGCGGAGUACUCCCGAAAUGUGGCCUUCUUUGAUAGCUAAAGCAAAGGCGGGUGGAAUAGAUGUGAUACAAACCUACGUGUUCUGGGACAUACAUGAACCCGAACAAGGAAGGUAUGAUUUUAGUGGUGGACGCGAUAUAGUAAGAUUCUUAAAGGAAGUACAAGCACAAGGAUUAUAUGUCUGCUUAAGGAUCGGACCCUUCAUUGAGGCAGAAUGGAAUUAUGGUGGUCUACCAUUUUGGCUGCAUGAUAUUCCGGGAAUUGUUUAUCGAACUGAUAACGAACCAUUCAAGCUUCGCAUGCAAAACUUCACCACGAAGAUAGUGAACAUGAUGAAGUCGGAAGGCUUAUAUGCUUCUCAGGGAGGGCCAAUCAUACUUUCACAGAUUGAGAAUGAAUACUCGACGGUGGAAGCAUCCUUUCAUGAGGAAGGACCUCUUUAUGUUAAAUGGGCAGCAAACAUGGCGGUUAGCCUUCAGACUGGUGUGCCAUGGAUCAUGUGCAAGCAAAACGAUGCGCCUGACUCUGUGAUAAAUACCUGCAAUGGGUUGAAAUGUGGAGAAACAUUCGCUGGACCAAACUCGCCUAAUAAGCCAUCUCUUUGGACUGAGAACUGGACUACCUACUAUCAAGUUUAUGGAGGCGAACCCUACAUAAGAUCAGCAGAGGAUAUUGCAUUUCAUGUAGCCCUUUUCAUUGCGGCAAAGAAGGGGGCUUUCGUCAAUUAUUAUAUGUAUCAUGGAGGAACCAAUUUUGGAAGAUCGGCCGCUGCAUAUAUGAUUACAGGCUACUAUGAUCAAGCCCCUUUGGACGAAUAUGGUAAAAACCGUAAACCAAAAUGGAGUCAUUUUAAGGAAUUACAUGCUGCAGUCAAGCUAUGCACCAAACCCUUGCUUUAUGGAACAAAAUCUAACAUCUCACUCGGCAUUCGACAAGAAGCGUUUGUGUUCAAAACUGAGUCUGGAGAGUGUGCUGCCUUUUUGGUGAAUAGGGGAGCUAAGGAUGUGAGCGUUCUGUUUCAGAAGGUUACAUACGAGUUACCUUCGAAUUCCAUCAGCAUCUUACCAGAUUGCAAAACUGUGGCAUUCAACACUAAAAGGGUAAGCAUACAAUACAAUACAAGAACAAUGAAGGCAGCACAAAAGUUUGAUUCAUUUGAAAAAUGGCAAGAGUUCAAGGAAAUGAUACCUAGCUUUGAUGAAACCACGUUAAGAGAAAACAUGUUAUUAGAGCAGACAAAUACCACAAAAGAUCGCUCAGAUUAUCUUUGGUACACCAUGAGGGUUCAACAGGAUUCUCCUGACUCUCAACAAACACUUGAAGUGGGUUCUCGAGCUCAUGUUGUGCGUGCGUUCGUCAAUGGAGUUUAUGCAGGCUCUGCCCAUGGAGCUAAAAAUCAACCAAACUUCUCUCUGAAUAAUAAUAUUACAUUGAGACAUGGAACCAACAACAUCUCGUUGCUCAGUGUGAUGGUUGGGUUACCGGAUUCUGGAGCAUAUCUUGAGAGAAGAGUUCUUGGACUGCGAACAGUGAGAAUUGGAGGCAAAGAUUACUCUGCCCAACCUUGGGGAUACAAGGUUGGCCUAUCGGGAGAGAACUCGCAAAUAUUUUUAGGCUCGGGGUCAGAUGAUACUCAAUGGAGUAAGUUAGAUAACUCCUCUCAGCCACUCACUUGGUAUAAGACUCAGUUUGAUGCACCUCCGGGUGAUGACCCUAUCGCCCUGAACCUUGGUUCCAUGGGGAAGGGUGCAGUUUGGGUUAACGGCUGGGGCAUUGGCCGGUACUGGGUCUCCUUCCUCACCGGAAAAGGGGAGCCUUCACAGAAAUGGUAUCAUGUGCCACGUUCCUUCCUCAAGCCAACAGGAAACCUGUUGGUUAUCUUUGAAGAAGAAACAGGAAACCCGGUUGGGAUUAGUCUGGAUGCUGUUUCCAUUACCAAAACUUAACUUUGUUGGUCCAUGCUCAAUUUCUUUCUUUUAUGAGUCCUAGGAACAAUUGUGCAAUGCUUCCAUUAGUAAUUGGUUCAUGUCAAUUGUCCAACAAUCUAAUUCAAGCCAAAGUUAUCUCGCUAUAAAAUUAAUC
Molecule: messenger RNA, 2391 nt
Organism: Cucurbita pepo subsp. pepo (vegetable marrow)
Lineage: Eukaryota; Viridiplantae; Streptophyta; Magnoliopsida; Cucurbitales; Cucurbitaceae
Source: RefSeq, a predicted model, not a curated record